AAAAGACAGACAUGACCGGAAAAUUUGUAUUGACGUAUAAAGUCCAAAGUUUGGCCAUAAGCCAACAGACAAUAUUAACCUGUUUCCUCAAAGAAACUUUACUCUCUUGCCUCUGGUAGAUUCAAUUCGGCACAGCUACAGUAGAAGUGUAAAAUGGCUCAAUAUGAAUACAAAAAACUUAGUGACCAACUUUUCACAUACAAAGGAAUGGUGUUACCUGUAAAAGACAUUCAUUUAAUUUCUCCAGAAUAUAUUGACAGUUUAAAGGAUUUUGAAAUAAGGGAUGAUGACGUCUUUGUCGUUACCUUUCCAAAAUCUGGAACGGUUUGGAGCCAGCAAAUCCUGACCUCACUGUAUGAAGAAGAUUUCCCUGAGAAAGUAAAUGAAACCACGUAUGAGCGGAUGCCCUGGCUGGAGCUUUUGCAGAGGGGGAAAGAUUACACCUUACGUCCAUCCCCAAGACUCUUCUCUACCCAUUUACAUGAGCACCUGGUGCCAAAAGGAUUGCAAGGAAAAGGAAAAAUCAUUUACAUUAUGAGAAACCCAAAAGACAUCAUGGUGUCCUACUUUCAUUUUUCCAAGAACAUGAAGCCCCUGGAAUCUUCUGAGAGCUUUGAUGACCUGCUGGAUAAGUUUUUCACAGGAUGGAUGCUCGGUGGAUGUUGGUUUGACCACAUCAGAGGAUGGAUCUCAAAUCAAGACAAAUACAACAUCUUGUUCUUGACUUAUGAAGAGAUGAUCAAGGACCUUAGAUCCGUCAUUGUGAAAAUCUGUAAGUUUCUGGGAAAGAAUCUGUCAGACGCUGCGAUUGAUAAAGUUGUGGAAGAAGCAACUUUCAACAACAUGAAGAAAGACCCCAAAGCCAACUACGAAUUCCUGCCUGGAGAAGUCACAGACCGUCCAAAAGGACUAUUUGUGCGCAAAGGAACAAUUGGGGAUUGGAAGAACUCAUUAACUGUCGCUCAGAAUGAACGCUUUGACCGCGUCUACCAAGAGAAAAUGAAAGGACUACAGCUAAACUUCAUCUGGGACAUCACUGAGAUACAAAACUGAAAAUCAACACAAUUUUCUUAAUAGUAUGUAUACUGGAAAAAAUCUAUGCAGCACUUCGAUUUGUAAGUUUAAUCAACUUAAGUCAUUUCAACUAAUUUUUCUUGCUGUAAGAGUUGCUGUAACUUAAAAAAUAAAGUUGAAUUAGCUUAAGUUAUUUUAACUUUAUUUUUAUAAUUUACAGCAACUCCCCCAUAAGGCAAAAAAUAUAUUUUCAAAUAUUGUUUUAAAUAUAUAGUAAAAAAAGUAUAUGUACUGAAUAUAGUAUGAACAUAUUUUAUGAUACAUUUUGAAAUUUUCACCAAUAUAUUUUUUUGCCAUUUUUUGUAUAUUUUGAAAUAUAUUUUGAGCAUGAGAGUCGCUUUUAUGUUUUUUUGUGCCCCUCAGGAGAAAAGUCACCGGCUGCCACUGAAUGUAGUGGUAAAAACACAUACUCAAAUUUACAUGAAUAUAUCAACAUUCACCGUUGGUUAGGGCAUAAAGAAAAUAAUUAUUUAAAUCUUAACGCUUAUUCUUAUCUGUUGUCUCUUUAGUUGUUACACUAUGCAACAACUGUAACUGAUUUUCCAGAUGAAUACAAAUAAAGAUCAAAUCAAGGCCUCGUAUGUGAGACUGUGUUUUGACUACGGUUAUGCAAUUCCAUUAGUUUUAACAAAAUUUCAUCACAAUUUAAAUUUUAUGUUUUAUCCAAAAAUAAGAACUAAAAGGAAUCUAAAUACUUGUUAUUUAAAAAGUCAAAGUGGUUUAAGCUCUUUUAGCUGAUAAACUGAUAUUUCUGUAAAGUUUCCAUUUAGGUUAUGAUUGUUUGCUUUGCUAAACACGGAUCCUUUAAGACAUUGUAUUUCUCUCCACAAAUCACUCUUUUAAAUCAGGUGGUGUGGUUAUAUAAUACAUGAAUCACUAUAAAGCUCCAUUUAUUUCUACAAUCACAACUGCACACAUGAAUUUAUCAGCGAUGCCAAGGUUCAGGUAAAAGUAUAUUGUUAGCACAGUGCUGUUAUGUAUCCAGGAGAGGGAGGUAAAAACAUUAUGACAAAUUUACCAUGCAAAAAUAUUUCACAGUGUUUUGGGUGCCAUUGUGGGUCUUACCUUUUAAUAAGGUUACAGUACAUUCAAGUUUCUAAACAUUUCAUUAAUUCAUAAUGAAACCCAUGAC
This is a messenger RNA of Paramisgurnus dabryanus, 2206 nucleotides long. NCBI's taxonomy places the organism in Eukaryota, Metazoa, Chordata, Actinopteri, Cypriniformes, Cobitidae. The record is from RefSeq and is a predicted model, not a curated record.